Messenger RNA from Pangasianodon hypophthalmus (striped catfish), 13509 nucleotides. It is a transcript of the gene ehbp1l1a, whose product is annotated as EH domain binding protein 1-like 1a. Gene Ontology annotation, biological process: actin cytoskeleton organization. NCBI's taxonomy places the organism in Eukaryota, Metazoa, Chordata, Actinopteri, Siluriformes, Pangasiidae. Gene Ontology annotation, cellular component: filamentous actin; microtubule organizing center. The record is from RefSeq and is a predicted model, not a curated record. The transcript is spliced from 33 exons. The coding region runs from base 175 to 12063 and encodes 3962 amino acids. Gene Ontology annotation, molecular function: protein binding.
CCUCACUUUGACAUUUUGCCCAUGUGAGAAGAGGAGCGCGAGGAGAAGAGGCUCGCGCCUGAGGACAGAGGAAUAACAGCAAUUUCUUUCGCUCAGAUGUAGGCUUUUUCUUAUUUACCGGACAUUUUCAAGUGUAUAUGUAUAUUAAAAACAAAGUUUCGUACAAAUGCAGCCAUGACCUCCGUGUGGAAGAGGCUUCAGCGCGUCGGGAAGAGAGCGUCCAAGUUUCAGUUUGUCGCGUCCUAUCACGAACUUACCGUCGAGUGCACCAACAAAUGGCAGCCAGACAAGCUGAGAGUGGUUUGGACCAGACGAAACAGACGAAUCUGCAGUAAGCUUCAUGGCUGGCAGCCUGGCAUCAAGAAUCCUUACAGAGGGACAGUGUUGUGGCAGGUGCCUGAAAAUGUGGAUAUUACAGUCACACUCUUUAAGGAUCCAAAUGCCGAUGAAUUCGAAGACAAAGAUUGGACGUUCAUCAUUGAAAAUGAGACAAAGGGUCAUCGGAAAGUUCUAGCAUCAGUGGAUGUAAACAUGAAGAAGUAUGCCAACGUCACUUCAGCCACGUUUGACCUGACACUCAAACUGAAGCCACUCUCUGUGAAAGUGGUGGACGCUACGCUAAAGCUCAGCCUGACCUGCAUCUUUCUUAAAGAGGGCAAGGCCACUGAUGAGGAUAUGCAAAGUUUAGCCAGUCUAAUGAGCCUUAAACAUUCAGACAUUGGAAACCUGGAUGACUUCAACGACAGUGAUGAAGAGGACAAGAGGUUGAGUACAGGAACAGGCAGAAGCAUGGUAGCCACAGCUCCACUUCCUCCUGUUACAAAAGUUCAUGAUGAGGCAUGGAGGCCUGCUGUAGACACAAACCCUUUUGUCACAGUUCAUUCUGAAAUGGAUUUGAGGAGUUCAUCAUCAUCACCCUCUGUUCCUAACCUGCCUCAUCAAGCCUGUCAUCCGUUCCAGACUUCUCUCAAACCUUCUAUCUCAUCACUUUGUACUACACCCACCCAUCUCCCUGACCUUUCUGGCUCAUCCCAGCCGUCACGCUCCACCCAUUAUGCCUUUACUGUACCAGCAUUUGUUCGUGCUCAUCCUCCUGCCCUGCCCAAAAUCUUCCAGCCAACAGCAGGCUCAGUGCCUGCAUCUGUUUCCCGAAGGCCCUCAGGGGGUCAGGCUGGCGCUAGUUUGACCGAGGUCAGUAGUUCUGUAGUUUCACACCCACGAGCCCUCUCCACCACAUUUCCAGGUCCCAGCGCUCCUCCUUUCUCUCUCUCCUCCUCCUCUCAGCUGACUGCUCCACCUGCUAUUUCUCAGACAGCCACCUCUUCUGCCUCUGGAGCCUGGACACCUCAGAGUUUUCCUUCUUUUUCUCCCCCUGUAUCUGUCAGUAGCCCUGAUUCUUCUGUUCUUGGGCACUUUCCUCCUGUCUCUGUACCUCUCCCUGCACCAUGCCCUUUAAAAACCUACCGUGCUUCAUUGUCAGACCUAGGCCCCUCCCUCACCAGGCCCACCAGUAUGCCCUCAGCUACUGAGACAGCAACAUGGCAGAGAGAGUGGAGGUCCCCUGAAGUAAAGCCUAGCCUCUGUCCCACACCCAUUACCUUAGAAGAACCUGUCCAUCAGCAGGCAGUGCAGAGUUCAGACACACUGCGCAGGCCUGCCUCAGUUUCAUUAUCCUGCUCUUAUCAUUCUGCUUUAUGUCCUCCCCUUAAAAAACCCAGUCCCUUUACAUCUCCCAUUAAUACACCUCUUCCUCCUUUACCCUUGCCAGAAAUAGUGCGCUCUCCCACCCCUAAUGUGCCACCUACAGUAGCUCCUCCUCUGUCCCUGUCCCGACCGUCUGAGGUGGCAUCCUGCACUCUGUUUUCUCCUUUACCCCAUUCCCUCGUCCCAUCAGGACCCCUGUCACCUGCCCACUCUGUCCAUGUUGCUGUACCUCCGCCUGUCAGUCUCACCCCCAUCCCUGAUUCAUCUCUACACUCUGAUUCCUCCCUCGUCACAUUAUCUAACGCUCCACUCACUCCGCAUCCCAAUGUUUCUACUCAGCUGCCAUCUGUCCACUUUGCUGCUCCCUUUUCUCCUGCUGCUGUUGACCCUGAGGUUAAUCCAUCUGAUGCCGCUCAGCCAGACCCUUUCCAUCGGGUCCAGACGUUGGAAUGGAGACACCAGGUUGUCCCCACUGUGUUUAGACCAAAUGUACGCAGACCUACUGGCCCCCUUACUGUGAACACUCCUACAUAUCCUUCUUCCCCUUCUCCUCCUCCACCUGUCGUUCCUGGCUCCCAAUUUCAGUCCCAAACAGCCAUCGCUCCACCCCUUAUUGGGCACAUUCCUGUACCUCCCUCUGAUACAAGUAAAGAGUCGCACAGACAGCUGGGCGUAUUGAGAGAGGAGGAAUAUCCCACUGCAGUCUGCACUGGUGAGGAAAAUGCAGAUGUAAAAACAUCAAAUGCUCACCAAGCCAAAGACUUAAGAUCAUCCCAUCACAAAACUGGACAUACCACCAUAGCCGGCCAUAAACCAGACAGAGAAUCAAUGUUUGAACUGCAGAUCGUGAGGGCAGCACCAAGACCCGAGAGUAUGGUCUCUCACCUGCAAUCUACCCCCAAAGCUCCCAGUGUCUCAGAGGCCCAAUCAUUUGAGUUGUCUAAACCUGACAUGAGUGUGGCUGAGAAGACACCUUCCAAUACAGCUUCGCAAACUAUUCCCUUAUCUGUCAUAGUCAAAGAGUCCACUUCCCCCUUGGCUGAGGUUGAAUGCACCCUAUCACAAGAGUCAACAGAGGUGCAGUCAGUGUUUACUGAUAAAGAGGAGAACGUAAAGCUACAAACUGAGCCUACAAAUUUGCACAAUGUACAAACAGAUGAAAAUGAGCAAGAAAUAAACUUUGCCACAGAGUUGAUAUUUAGCCCAGAAAAGACUAAAAUUGAUCAGGGAGCAAAAGGCAUUGCUGAUAUCCUUCCCUUUUGUCCAACACCUAUUUCCCCUUGGUCACCCUUCACAUCAACAUGUGACACAGAUCAAAGUCAAAGUGGAGUUUUGCCCAUCAACGGAUUAACUAGGAUAAGAGAGGAGAUCAAUAAUCUCCCCAUUGACUACCAGGAAUCAAAUCAAGACUAUGAAGCUGUGAAAAACAUUGUGGAUAUGUCAGGAUAUUCUGAUAAUGCACACAGUCCACAAUUUGCACAGGUCCAUAAGACAAAAAUAAAAGCAGAUAAUAGUGAGUCAAAUAAGAUUGACUUUUUUCUCUCUGAUGCAAAAGCAUCAUAUGUUUCUGGACUCCCAUCUGGGGAGGAUAUUAAAAUGGAGGAGGCUGUACAGAGGGCUAAAGAUGAAAGUCUGUUACAGGAGGAGAGCCAAGAGAAAAGAAUAAAUACAGUGGCCCCUAAUGAUACAGAAUAUCAAGACAGACACUGCUUUGAACAUAUGCGUGAGCCUCAGUUAAGUGAAAGUACUAUUCCUGACAUCCCUUUACCUGAGAAGUCAAAGGUUGAUAAUUCCAAGAUAUACAGAGAGCCAUGCAUGAUCAGUAUUCUUCCAUCCUGCCCAAGAGCUGCAAUUAUACCUGGCUUGCCAUCCUUAUACUUGCCAGAAAAAGCUAUUAAAUGGCCAUCAUCUGAAGGGUCAAUAAGAGUAAUGUCAUGUAAGAAGGAACCAGCUAUGCAUAUUCAGAAUUUGGGAAUACAGUAUCAUGACAUUAAAAUGCUGAACAAAAUUAUUUCACUGAAGCCAACUUGUCCAAAAUCUGUCAGCAUUCCAGGCUUUCCAUCUGUGCCCUUUGAUACUGAGGACAUACCAAGUAGUAUUAAUUUCCCUCCAACUUGUCCUAAAGCCUCAAGAAUUUCUGGCCUACCUUCAAGACUGCCAUUCACAAUCUCAGAACCUGAAAUCUGGCCCAAGAAUAACAUGAUGUUAUGGGAAAGAAAAAAGAAGAAAUGUAAAGUGCAGAUCCUACACUCAUUUACAGAGAGCCCAGAUAUGUUUAAGGCAAUGAUUCCUAUAAGACCGUCUUGCUCAACAGCAUCUAAGGUUCCUGGAUUUCCAUCUACUCCAGGAUCCAUACCACAAGAACAUCCAAGUAUCAUAAAUAUGUUACCAUCUUGUCCAAAAAUUUCCAGUAUUGCAGGGUUCCCUUCAGUGUUUCUCAGUAUUGAGCAAGAUCUCUUACUCUGCCGAUCCGACAACACACCAUUAUUUGUAAAACAGAAUAAGAAGGAUCAAAUAAGGGUUAUUCAUGACUUGGGAAAGCCAUAUGAUGAUAUUCGACAACUAAGAAAUAUGUUGUCACUGACAUUAACAUGUCCAGCAACUGCUGCUCCUGGUUUCCCAUCUGCACCAAUCCAAAAAGUCCCUAAUGCGGUCAAUUUAUGUCCAACUUGUCCUACAACUUCAAAGGUUUCUGGCAUGCCUUCAAAAUUGCUAGUUAUUGAGCCAGAUGAUAAAUAUAAGCAUAUGGAUAGUGUAAUACUGCGGAAAAGACAACUGAGAAAAAGUGACCCACACAUUCUUGUUAUGUCUACAUAUAAUGCAGAAACAGCCAAAUCAAUGAGUCUUAUAAGGUCCACUUGCUCAACACAAUCAAGAAUUCCUGGAUUCCCAUCUGCCCCAAAGUACAGACCUCAGAAAGACCAAAAUAUUGUAAAUAUGAUGUCAUCUUGCCCAAACAAUUCAAAGAUUUUAGGCUUCCCAUCCAUAACAGUCAUGAGAACAGAUCAAGAUGUUCAACAAUGGAGAACGCAUAACAGUGAACGAUUAAUUCAAAUGCCAAAGAAGAGAAUGUCAGAUAUGUAUAUUAUUUUGAGUCAAGUUUUAGACACAUUUAAAGAAAACAUUGAUUUUACAAAGACUAUGGUGGCCUUGGUGCCAUCAUGCCCCAAAAAAGCACAUUGUCCUGGAUUUCCAUCCCUACCAACACAGAAUCACGAGUGCCCUCAGUGCAUGAUAAAACUUCUAACUUCUUGUCCAAAAGCUUCUUGUGUGCCUGGAAUACCAUCUUUAAUCAACACUGAAUCUGUUUCUAAUAAAUGGCCAAGGGACACUGAGACAUUAUGGAUCAAAAGAAUGAGGAAUCAAUCACACUGUUCCGAACUCGCGUAUACACCUCUUUAUGAAUGUACAGAUGACAAUGAUGGUAUACGAAGCAUAGUUUUAUUAAAACCCUCUUGCCCAAGAAGAGCAAAAAUUCCUGGCUUCCCAGUUGCACCACCACCAAGAUCAGAAAAGCACAUCAUGUCAGAUAGACUGUCACCCUGUGCAACAGUUGAAACCUGUGGCCCAUUGACGUUAGAGUCAUCUCUCAUCUCAAACUUUUCUAUGACACAUGUUCCGGUUACAAUUCUAACAGAGGAAAUCAACCCUUCAAAGGAGUGUGAUAUUGCCAUGCAGCAUUUAACAAAUAGCUCCGCUGUAAAUGAAGUGACUCGUAUGAAUGCAACUAAACUGAGCUCAAGUUCCCUGGAAGAGACCAAAGAGGAUAUAGGAUUUUGGCCAAAAAGUGAGGAAGGAGAAAAGGGAAUUCUGGAGAGUGGCAAAAUAGACUGCAGAAUAUGGCACUCCCUACCUCCAGACAUGCCAUUAUUACUCACUGCUGGAGAGAGAAUUGAAUGCACAGAUGCUGAGUUCCAAAAUACAGAUGAUUAUAUGCACACAGUGCGCUCUGCUUGUGAUAAGUAUACAUUUGAGAACCUGACACAAAGACCAGAACAACUCGCAUCCAGAUAUGAGGAUGAAAAAGAGACACUGGAAGACAUAUGUAAUUUGGAGCCUUCUGUGUGUAAUGCUCAGUCCAAACUACAGCCGGUCACGUGGAUACCCAACAUGGCUGAUCUCUUUCCUUCAUGUCCAAGAAUUUGUAGCAUUCCUGGAUUCCCAUCUACAGCUAUGACUAUUACUUAUGAGACAGAUGGAACAGACUGGCCUAGAGAUGCAAAUACAUUGUGGAGAAAGGUAAUGGGACCAAAAACACUAGAACCCCUUCAGUACAUGGCAAUAUCUCAGUUUGAUACAAAAAUGAUUGGAAAUAUGGUAUCUCUGGCCUGUUCAUGUCCUAGUAAAACAAGUAUUAUAGGUUUUCCUUCUGCCAUUAGGGGAAAAAUAUUAGAAAUAUCCUCCAUAAGUACAUCUAGCUCCAAGAUAUCCAGAGUAGCUGGUAUGCCAUCAAGCUCCCUAAUUCAAGAGCUCAAGCCUCAUGUGGAGUGGCUAAACAGAAAAGUUUUUUUGUGGGACAAGCAGUCAAAGGAAAAACUGGCCUUCAUCAUAAAUAAACCUCUUCAGUAUACUCACAUUUCCAGUAUGAUGGUGGCUAUUGUUCCAACUUGCCCUGAGACAACACUUAUUCCUGGUUUUCCAUCUGCACCAUGCUCCAAAGAAAGAUGGAAGGGUGGAACCAUGGAAACUUUUUCUUCAACUUGCUCAGCAGUAUCUACAGUAUCUGUAGUUGCUGGGCAUACUUUGAGAAAAGCGCCAGCAGCUCAAGUAGAUGGAUUUACCACUACAUCAAUACUUCAAGCUAAAGUGGUCCCAAGUAUGUCAAGGCUUCUUCCAACAUGUCCAAUGAUCUCUACAAUUCUUGGAUAUCCAUCUAAACAAGAAUCUAACAAUUUGGAGUGGGUCAGUGAUCAGACACUAAAUUUAGGCAAACCAUUAAAAGAAAAAACAUUUAACUUUACAGAAACUGGUAUGGAUGCAGAGGAUAUAAAUAAAAAUAUGACUUUAUUAUCAACCUGCCCUCUUGCAGCACGCAUUUCAGGAUUUCCAUCUGCACAGCAACGUAAAAGCCAGGAGCCAAACAUGCAAAACAUUCAUCCCUCUUGCCCAAUGCUGUCCCACAUAGCUGGAUGCCAGAGCAUACAGGUCUCCAGAUCAUCAGAUUGGCCAACCAGUCAAAUCAUUCUGAUGGAUAGGCAAACUAAGAAUCCUACAAUUAUUAUAAAUAAAGCAAAAGAGAACAAAACAGUACUUGAAAGCAAUGCUGCAUUGCUGCCAACUUGUCCAUCCAAAACCUGCAUUCCAGGUUUUCCAUCUAUACCAGAACCAAAAAUGCAAAAUAUUCUUCCCUCUUGCCCCAAAAGGUCUAACACUAUUGGAUUCCCUUCUAAAGAGGGAACAGUGCAUUUAGAUUGGUUAGUUGACAGUUUAAAUACAAUUCAGUUGUGCUGCAGUGCACCAAAACGUAAGUUAUUUUUUAUCAAGGACAAAACAGAUGAGACCAGAGACUCAAUGAAAAGUAUGUUUGCCUUAUCUCCAACUUGUCCAACACUAACAAUAAUACCAGGAUUCCCAUUUGUACCAAAACCCAAAGUUUCUCCUAAUAUGAUAAAUCUUCAGCCAUGCAUUCCAAAAACAUCAAGAAUUGUUGGGCUCCAAUCAAGAGAGAGAACACUCACACAUGUAUGGCUUUUUGAGAAAAAGUCUUUGUGGGAGAAAUUAUUAAAAACAACUUCAGAUAUUCAUGACCAAUGCUACUUUGACCCUCCGUGUGAACAAUUAGACCAUUACAGUAUGAAGAAAAUGAUAGCUUUGGUGCCAACCUGCCCAAGAGAAGCUCAAACCCCUGGUUUUCCUUCUGUACCUUACAUAAAAGUGGAUAGAUUCUAUUUACGAAAAGAGUCAGACAUGAGAAGUAUACUGAAUUCUUGCCCAGGGUUUGCUCUUGUUCCAGGCUUUCCUUCAGUAAGUUCAGUUAUCUCAGUGGAGUCAUCAUGGAAAGUUCAAGAGAAGCCAAUGUGGGUGAAACCUGUAAAACAGAAAUCAGUUUUCAUUUCAAGUACAAUCACACAUUAUGACCAAUAUGCAAAAAUUGUACUGCUUGCACCAACAUGCCCUGAUAAGGCUAGAAUUCCUGGAUUUCCAUCUGUAAGAAACUUAAUGUAUGCAAUGACUGCUCUCCUACCAUCUUGUUCAUAUGCAUCAAUCGUACCUGGAAUGCCAUCUAGGAAAGACAUAACUCAAGAUCUUACUCAAAUAGAGAGAGUGUCGCCUACUAUGCCACUUUUUGGGGAAAAACCUUUGAAGACAAAGACACUUUUGGUUUCUAACGAUCUUCCUACAGUUGACGAUAAAACAGCUAUGUCCACUUUGGUGUACUGUUGCCCAAGCAAAGCAAGGAUUCCUGGAUUCCCAUCAAUGCCUACUACACCUUCCACACAAAUCGGCAUGUCAGUAACAAACCCCAAUCAAACCCACACCCAAACAGAGCCUGAAACAGCACUGUGUGUUACACCUCAUAGGAUAGACAAAUGGGAUCUAACAGUGGAUGUCAAACUAUCUGAUAAAUCCCCAGAAAUAAAAAAGAGUAAAGAAAUUCUUGAAGGAAGUCCAUUGCAAGAACAGCAAUCCCUGGAAGAACACACUGUGGAGCAGUCAUCUCCAAGCAAAUCCAGUGACACUACAGACUACUCAGAGACUGAUAUAACAUCUGGAUGGGAGGUACUGGAGGCAGAGGAUCCUUUUACAGAAAAAGAAGGAUCUUCAGGCCUUGUUGAAACCAUAGUCGGUGUUUUUCACAAAGGUUUUGAGACAGUAGCUGCGAUGUUGCAGCCCUCUGGUUUUGGAGCGGGUGUGGAUAGCCAAUUGACCACUGAUGACCCCUGUUGUUCGGCGAACCCUGAAAACAAUAUUAGUGUGAAACCCAGAGAGCCUCAGUGUGAACCUGCUGAGGGGCCAAUCCUACAAAAAGCAUUACAUGUUUCAUCAACUGAACCUCAGGAGUUUAAAUUCCCUGUAAGUGCUGAACCACACAUGUGGCGCUUGGCUGACAGUCGAUCUGAGACAUCCUUGUGCUCUAAAGAUGUUGAAAGCUGGCUUGCUGGGAAUGGAGAACAGAGCCACAUGAAGAAGUGGCCUCCACUAACAGAAGCAGACAUACAUGAGAUUACAAAAGAAGAAGAAGAAAAUGGUCCGCAUACUUUACUUCGAAUUCGUGAAACAACCAAAAAGAAAAUUUUUGAUCUUGAUGAGAAUACUGAAGAAAAGCUUUUUGAUAAGCCAUUUUUGAUAGAGAAGGGGCCACAGAUUCAUAGUGCUCAAGAGAUCUCUGCACUCAUCCAGCCUACUAGCAGCAAGCCUCAGAAAGAACAGAUAAUGACAUUCUCUCUAACGUCCCCACAAACACAUUCAGAGGUUAAAAAUGAAGAGAUCUCCAUUUUAACAUCCGGUCAACCAUCACCACCGCAGGAGACUAUCAUGAACUCCAGGCUUCAAGAAUCUGCUUUGACAGCAGUCGUGAAAGAUCAAGAACCCAUUUCUCCUUGUCCAGAUGUAUCAAUUGCUUCAUGUUGUGGCAGCAAGAUAAACAGUAAUCUGACUGAGGAAUCCUCACACACUCAGGAACAUGUAUCUGUUGUAAACCAGACUGAACGUCUAUCAGAUGUAUCCCAGAGCUUGCAGGCAGCAAUGUCUGGAUCUAUCAUUGAGGAUAAGAAGUUGGACAAAGUUAUUGGUAUGCCCACAUCUUUGGAAAAUCCCCUGACAUCUGCAGAUGAAGAUUCUUCUACUAAAACCAUGGUGCAGAGUCUCACUAUUCUACCUGUUCCAAUGCCUCGCGUAAAGAAGCGCCUUAGUGCUUCUUUACCAGAUGACUACCAAGUGGAAAGUGGUACGACUGAAAUAAGCACUGGUGGUAUUUGGCCCUCAGACAAUAAUGAGAUGUCAAGUAAAGCCAAAGUGCCUGGCAUUGAAGCUAGUGGUGCUGAAAAUAAAUCUGAAAUGCAGAAACAGAAUCAAGUGUCCUCCGCAGAUAUGUCUGACUCCGAAAGUGAUAUAAGAUCAACUACUGGCAAAAAGAAAAAAGAUGAAAGGGAGCUGGAGCAAACUGCUUCUGAAAUCAAAGUGAAGUCAGUAGAUCAAGUCAAGCCUACAGAACCUCUACUCCCAAUGCCCCGUCUGAGGAAGCGUUUCAGUGCUUCUUUUAAUGAUGACAUUCCAACUGUGUCAUCCUCCCCUCCAUUUGUCCUUGAUCAAGGACAAAAAGAGGCAUGUCCACCGGUUCCAGCUCCUCGUUCAAAGAAGCACCUCAGUGCUACUUUCCCAGAUGAAAAUCCUUCUGAAGAAAACCAAGUUGUCUCCUUCAUGGAUCAAACUGAAAGCAAAUCACCUCCCCCUUCAGGAAAUGAGUCUUCAUUAGAUUUUUCAGAAAAGACUGUCAAGGUGUUUGAACUAGAGAAUAACAAAUCUGUUAAUAGCAUAUUAGUUACUGUGAAAAACAUUACAGACUGUCCAGAGCUUUCCUCCAUUAAUCAUGAAGGCAGCAGACAGCUGGUUGAAGAGACUCUCAGGGAGAAAGUUAGUGAGUCUAAUAAAGCCUUAACUAUGAGUGAGACUGCCACAAGCAAUGUUCCUCAAAAUGUGGGUAAAAUACAAAGACAAGAAGAGAGAUCCAGUGAGAAAAAUCAGGAUGUAGAAACAACUGUGAAGGAUAUUAAGCAGGGAAAAGGAGAAGAUAAGGUUCAUUUGGCUACUUUGUCUUUAGAUGAAACUGCUGCUACAUUAGAUUUAAAGAGACAAACCUCAGAGGAUUCUUCAAGCCUGCCUGUCCCAAGACCUCGUGUGAAGAAACGUCUAAGUGCCUCAUUCCCAGAUGAUACCUUGGUUCCCACUGAUGAAAUAACCCUUCUGGAGGAAGGCUCUAAUAGGGACAUUAAUGAACCAGUUCUCACCAAAAGGAAAACGAAGACAGAAACCAUAGUCCAUCAUGGAAGUUCUCCAGCAAACUCUGCUGCAGCCAGUGAGGCAGAGGCAACAAGCCUUGUAGAUUCCAGCCAGUCUCUUCUAGAGUGGUGCCAAAAGGUAACGCAAGGUCACAAAGGCGUGAAGAUCACAAACUUCAGCACCUCCUGGCGAAAUGGUCUUGCUUUCUGUGCCAUCCUCCAUAAUUUCCAUCCUGAUAAAGUGGAUUUCGAAAUGUUGGAUCCUUAUGACAUUAAGCAGAACAACAAAAAGGCUUUUGAUGGCUUUGCUGAACUGGGCAUCUCCAGACUGAUCGAGCCCUCUGACAUGGUACUUCUGUCCGUGCCUGACCGCCUCAUUGUUAUGACUUACCUCAACCAGAUCCGAACACACUUUACUGGCCAGGAGCUCAGUGUGGUACAAAUUGAACAGAACAGCAAUGAGUCAAGCUAUGCUGUGGGAGAGAAAAUACAGAACACAGACCCUGAUGCUGCUGCACGCUAUUAUGCUGAGAGAUUCCAGACCAGCCAACUUGCUCAGGAGACAGACAGGAACGUCUCUGACAAAGAGACUAAGGAGAAUCCAAAUACCAAUGGUAGUUUGGUACCACCACCUCGAAGCAAACGGACUCAAGGGGUGAGUCAAGCAGGAGGCUCAGGGGGAGACCAGGCUCCAGUCGCUCCUCCAAGGACUCACACUUCAUCCACCAAGGGUUUUUCUCACGUCAAGGAUGCAGAUUUGGUAAAGAAGCGGCGAUCGCAGCUGAGAGGGGAGUCUUUUGAAGAGACUGAGAUGUCAGAGAAACCAACUGCAGUGGAGAGUGGACCAAGUCAUGCUGAGAGUGGAGCAGCCAAAGCACCCUCAGGAGCAUUGGAGUGUGGGGAACAGGGAAAAGCAGGAGAUGGCCAGGAUGUCAGUCAGUAUGUCUUGAGUGAGAUGCAGGCCCUGGAGGCAGAGCAGAGGCAGAUAGAUCACCGGGCCGACACUGUGGAGAGGAAGCUAAGAAGACUUAUGGAGUCUGGUAGCGAUCGUGUGGAGGAAGAGAAACUGAUUCAGGAGUGGUUCACACUAGUUAACAAGAAGAAUGCCUUAAUCAGGAGACAAGACCACCUGCAAUUACUACAAGAGGAGCAUGAUUUGGAAAGGAGGUUUGAACUUCUCAAGGGAGAGCUUAGAGAUCUCAUGGCAGUAGAAGAGUGGCAGAAGACUCAGGCCCAUAAAACCAGAGAGCACUUGCUGCUGCAAGAGUUGGUGUCUCUUGUUAACCAGAGGGAUGAACUGGUCCAUGACAUAGAUGCCAAAGAGAGAGGGGCUUUGGAAGAAGAUGAAAGGUUGGAAAGAGGUCUGGAGCAGAGACGAAGGAAGUAUGGAAGUCGAAAAGAGAAAUGCGUAUUGCAGUAAGGGAAUGAGAUGGUCAAAGGUGACGUUAACAUUAAUAGACUGUUGGCGAACACCAAACAUCACACUUUAUAUAGAACUAGUGAAGAAAAUAUAAGGUGGAGAAAUGGAAGACUCACUAGAAGAAUUAUUAACAGGGUUGUUUUGACUGUGUGGAUUGCAAGUGGAGAUUUAUUUUAGUUCUUUUGCACUUCAGUAAGAGAAACUGGUAUUUUUAGGAGGUCACUUAGUGUCAAUUUGAUUUUGCAGAGAUUCUUUUGCAAAAUUUAAGUGGAUAGUUCUACUGGUUCACCUUCCAGAUAGGUUUAUAAAUGGUUUAUAAACAGAUAUUGCUUUACAUUGUAUAAUUUAUACAGUAUGUUGAUGCAAUUUAGGCAGAACAUAAUAUAUUGCUGUGCCAUAGCAGUGAUGCUCUCUUUAAAAGUGUAUUGCCAUGAGUGUUUUUCAGGCAAAUGGCAAAAGAUGGCUGUAAGUAGAUAUCAGACAUUGAAUAUUGAAAUCGAACCUCAAAAAGAAAAUAUAGUUUUACUGGAUACAUUAUACUUAUGACGAACAUAGCAUGAUUCUCACAUAUUAAAUCUAUCCAAAACUAGCUACAUUCUGGUCCAUAUAGUACAUACUUGUUAUCCAACAUACAGUGGCAGACGAGAAUCUGUAUGUUCAACAAAGAAAGGUAUUGAGAUCUCUGUGUGGACUAAAUAUAUUUCAAAGACAUGUGCAGUAAAUGAAAUGAAAUUCAUAAAUGUGGUUUGGUAUUUCCUGAUUCUGGACACUUUGGUCUUCCACACAGAGUAAGAACUUAUCAAUCUAUGGCAAAGCCUGCUUUUAAAACAUAUAUAAAUAUAUAGUAAACAAACCCUUUACUGUAAUAUACACCCACCACUGUUCUAGCAACUGCCAUUUGGUAAUUAGUAUCAAGUAGGUCUUUAGUGCCUUUACUGUAUUUAAGAUUUAUUUUAAUAUUAUUUUGAAUGAUAGUUUGUGUUAGUUAUUUAAAAAAAUAGCAUAGAAAUAUGCACCACAGUAAAAUGACACAGAACCCGGAACUUUUAAACUUCCUUUAUUAGAUGCAAGGGAAAGAGAUUCAGUACCAAAAAUUGCAUUACCUGGAAACACACAUGGUUACAGUUUGCAGAAUAUUUGCUAUGACUUCAGCGUGAAUGUGUAUUCCUGAGAAGUUUCCAAAAAACAGUAUUAGUUUUAAAACUUUUUCUUGAAAGCUAGAUAAUUAAUUUAUGUAUUAUUCUAUGAGUUUCUGCAUAUUUUUUUUAAAAUGCAUUCUUUUAACGUGUUUUACUGCUGAAAGUUUUGGGCUCUGCCUUGCAGUGUCACUUAUAUAGCUGUGAUAGGAAUUCUUGUUCACUGACAUCCUGCACUUUUAAAACUGCACUGUUUAAAAGAGUUUUGGGGAAAAUAAAAGUUGCUUAAUAUGUGUCUCAGACAACCUUA